AUAUCCGACCGAGUGGAGUAUACGAUUUGUUCGUCUCUAUUGACCUUAAGAACUGUGAUAAUUUCUAAUUAUAUUAUUUAAUAUAAGGAUUUAAUAAGAUAAGACUUGUUAGUGCUAUUAGAAUUGUUACAUUAAUUAAAGAUGCCUGCUGUAGUUACAGUGAAUACUAACGUUUAUGAAGGACAAAAGCCGGGUACUAGUGGCUUACGAAAGAAAGUUAAAGUUUUUCUACAGGAAAAUUAUACAGAAAACUUUAUACAGAGUAUUCUAGAUGCAAAUAAAGAGGCUAUAGUGGGGUCAACGUUAGUCGUCGGCGGAGAUGGCCGAUACCUUGUAAAAGAAGUGGUUGACAAGAUUAUUAAGAUUUCUGCUGCUAAUGGGGUGUCAAAAUUGCUGGUGGGGCAAAAUGGCAUACUGUCAACACCUGCAGUUUCUUGCAUUAUUAGAAAAUAUAAGACCCUUGGUGGCAUCGUCCUGACCGCAUCUCACAAUCCUGGCGGUAUUAACAAUGAUUUCGGUAUCAAGUUCAACUGCAGCAAUGGCGGUCCGGCGCCCGAUCACACCACCAACGAGAUUUAUGCACUCACCACAGCCAUAAAACAGUACAAGAUCGUUCCAGAUCUCGUUGUCCCAAUCGAUAAGAUUGGUACACAAACUUUUAAUAUCGAUGGCCGUCAGUUCACAGUGGAGGUCAUUGACUCGGUGCAGGACUAUGUGGCGUACAUGAAGGAGAUAUUCGACUUUUCCAAGAUCAAGGCCCUGAUUCAAGGCUCAGAAAAACGAAGGCCUUUCAAUGUGCUCAUUGAUUCUAUGAACGGGGUCACGGGUCCAUACGUAAAAAGGAUCUUCGUGGACGAGCUCGGUGCCCUGGAGAGGAACAUACGCCGCGCGACCCCGCUGGAGGACUUCGGCGGGGCCCACCCGGACCCCAACCUGACGUACGCCGCUGAUCUGGUUGCUGCGGUCAAGAACGGUGACUACGACUUCGGCGCCGCCUUCGAUGGUGACGGUGAUCGAAACAUGAUAAUCGGUCGCGGUGCGUUCUUCGUGACGCCGUCAGAUUCACUGGCCGUGCUGGCGAACAAUCUGCAGCACAUUCCAUACUUCCAAAAAAGUGGAGUGCAGGGCUUCGCGCGGAGUAUGCCCACCGCCGCUGCAGUCGACCGCGUGGCUGCCGCUACUGGAAGGGAAAUCUUUGAAGUGCCCACUGGUUGGAAAUACUUCGGCAACCUGAUGGACGCUGGUCGCCUCUCCUUAUGCGGGGAAGAAAGCUUCGGUACUGGAUCAGACCAUAUCCGCGAGAAGGACGGGCUGUGGGCGGCGCUCGCUUGGCUGCAGGUCAUCGCAGCCCUCGGCCAGUCCGUAGAGGAGAUCCUCACGGCUCAUUGGCGACAGUUUGGACGCAACUAUUUCACCAGGUACGAUUAUGAAGAGUGCGCCAGUGACCCGUGCAACGAAAUGAUGCAAAUCCUAGAGAAGAAGAUCACGGAGCCAGGAUUCAUAGGGUCGUCGCACUCGAGCGGUGGGAAGACGUAUGUAGUGAAGUUAGCUGACAACUUCUCCUAUAUGGAUCCCAUCGACCGGAGUGUUGCCAUGAAGCAGGGACUACGCAUUAUAUUCGAGGACGGUUCUCGGAUUGUGUUGCGUUUAAGUGGUACCGGCAGCUCAGGAGCGACAGUACGAUUAUACAUAGAUUCCUACGAGGCGAAGGAGGUGCUGGGCGAUGCGCAGGUGAUGCUGCGGCCGCUGGUGGCCGUGGCCCUGCAGGUGUCGCGGCUGCAGGAGUACACGGGCCGGGACGCGCCCACCGUCAUCACGUAAACGCAUCUGUUGUUACUUUUUUAAACUUGGCAUAUUUGGUAAACAGUCUAAGAGUCGUAGUAUGUUAUUUUUAAAACUUUUUUUUUUAACGAAAUUAUAAACAUAGUAUAUAAAAUUCCCGUUACGUAGAUGUCCCGACCGUAGAUGGACCGUUAGCUUGAUUGCCAUUCUAAGUUAUAUAAAAAAGAAUUUGUAGCACUGAUAUUCUGCUGAUACCAUUCCGUACCGUCGAUAAUGAUGCGUCCUCAGCCUGAAAGGUCCAUUGAACUCUGCGAGAUAUACAAAGCAAAUCCAGACCUCUUAAACAAGGCAUAGACAAAUUUUUGGAUGGAAUCGCUUCAGCUAACGUUCACAUGAGAAGGAUCAACACAGUUGUCUCAUAUGCUCACUAGAGAUAACAAUCCUAUCAAUAGAUUCGUUUGUACUUUGUCUAAAGGGCCUGUUAUGAUUUGUCUAUGGCUUAAUCCCUUAGGAGUAAAAAUAAAACAUGUCAUGCUGAGUUUUAUUAGGCUGUUUACACGAUUAUAUAUAAAACUGAUUAAAUAAUUAAACAAUUUAUCAAUAAUUUAUCUGCGAUUAAGCGUACAUUGCAAUAAUUAAUUGCUUUGAUAAGAUCAUAAUUAACCAUUAAAAGAUUUUAAUGUAAUCAUUAAUGGGCUUCGUAGACGAUCAAUCGGUUACAAUCACUCACGUAUUUAUUAUUAUUUAUCAGAUAACGAAGGCGGAAUAGCUCCGUCUCUGUUUCACAAGCGAUAAUGGAUGUGUGAUUAAAUCAAGCUACUUGACCGUCUACAGGGUUAUUUUUAACUUUUUUUUUUUUAUAUAAAAUGUUCAAUCUAGAUGUAAAGUUUUUAUACUAUAGUGUAAAUAAGAGAUGAGAUAUUUUUCUUAAAUAUUGUUAAUACAUUUUGGUUUUUUAAAUUACGUUUUAAGUUGGGAACCAAACAAGAAUAGUGACUAGUUAAUUUUUUUUUGUUAAUAAUUAUUUGGGAAAAUUUACAUAUAGAUAUUAUUUGAGGAAACAAUUUCCUAACUGUUGUUUAUUUGUGAUGGAAAUUUGUUUGGUUGCCUUCACAUAUAGUAUAGGUAUAGGUUUUAAGGGCAGAAUUUUUAAUAAAUGGAUAUUACGGCAGCUUUGUUUAUUUAGGAUUUUUAUGUUUUGUCAAGAUAUAGUUUGAAAAACGGGGUGUCCUGUAAAAUAUGAGACAUCUAGUAGGCUUGAUGUUAAUACUACUGAAGUUGGGGUUGAUUCUUUGGGGUCAUUUCUUUAAACCUGUCUCUAAAAUUUAAAUCUUAGCUUAAUCUUUAUUCACGAACCAACAUGAACUAAAUUUCUAAAGGAUUCCAGUCAAUAUUAUUAUAAAUUUAUUUAUUAAUUUAAAUAAUUUUGUACAUUCACCUAUAAUAUAUAUAUAUAUAUAUAUAUAUAUAUAUAUAUAUAUAUAUAUAUAUAUAUAUAUAUAUAUAUAUAUAUAUAGGUUAUAACAGAAAUGUACACAGGCGGAUUUAUCCCUUAAAGGGAGUUCUUCCAGUUAACCAAUAAAAAAAUAGAAUGAAUUUAGUUUAUGACGAUUCAUAAAAUAAUAAUUUCAUGAAACUUUCAAAUUAAAAUAUGAGAUUAAUAGAUAAGUUUAGAGACAUUGCAACACAGAAUCGACUUCCAUUAAUAAUAAUAAUAAUAAAAAAAAAACUAUAUCAGCACUUACAUGUUUAAUUUUCUUAAAGAUUUAAAAAUGAAAUUGGCCAAAGAUGUUUAAAAUUGUUGUUUAUUAUAUAAUUAUAUUAUUACAUUACAUUAAUUGUUACAUAAUAUCUGAAUACAUUUUAACUUGUU
Messenger RNA from Galleria mellonella (greater wax moth), 3655 nucleotides. It is a transcript of the gene Pgm1, whose product is annotated as phosphoglucomutase. Gene Ontology annotation, cellular component: cytosol. The record is from RefSeq and is a predicted model, not a curated record. Gene Ontology annotation, biological process: carbohydrate metabolic process. NCBI's taxonomy places the organism in Eukaryota, Metazoa, Arthropoda, Insecta, Lepidoptera, Pyralidae. Gene Ontology annotation, molecular function: phosphoglucomutase activity; magnesium ion binding. Bases 142 to 1821 code for a protein of 559 amino acids. The transcript is spliced from 10 exons.